Molecule: messenger RNA, 546 nt
Organism: Opisthorchis viverrini
Lineage: Eukaryota; Metazoa; Platyhelminthes; Trematoda; Opisthorchiida; Opisthorchiidae
Exons: 4
Coding region: 1-546 (181 amino acids)
Source: RefSeq, a predicted model, not a curated record
AUGAGGCACAAGGGCUGGGAUACUGUUCGGUCGCCCAAGCCUAGACAGGGGAAGUCGGAGGCAGAGGGUCGGGUUCGAACCACGGACCUUCCGGAGGAAACACUUAAAAGCAUUGGUGUGGUCGCACGCAAUUCGAUAUUCUGGACAGAUCGCGGUGCCUCUUACAAACAGAGUUCAACACUGGUUGUUGGUCUGUCCGCCGAGCCUGGAAUUUGGAUUGAAGAGGUUUCAUCACUAACCGAGGUGAUAUCUGGAGGGUUGAGUGGGUGCACUGACAUUGUCACCAAGCGUUUGCAAUUUGACUGCCAGGCUCGCCGAACAGACCAACAACCAAGAAGCGCACCCGGGCUACCUACCUUGCGCAAAAUUGCCAGAGUUCACCACUUUCACCAUCGAUGCCUUUUUAGAGGAUGUCUAUCAUCGCAUCAUCUUCAACAAAAGUGUGAUGAGAACAGCUCGGCUCAUACACAAAGUGUAAAGUGCUACUGCAAGACUGGGUGGGCUCGAACCCUAGCCUCAUGCUUGCGGAUGAACCGAUUGAGGUAG